GGAGAUAUUGGUGAGGUGGCCAUUCGGCCUCAUCAUGGAAUUACUGUGACAACGGUUAUAAGAGUGAUAACGGUCACAAGAAGGAGAAAUUUGGGGGCGAUUCCGUUGAUUGGAAAAGAGCCGUUUUUCAACGGAUCUAUUGGCUCUAUAAAAGAGUUGGAAAAUAUACGAAGUUAAUCAACAAGUUGGAGCCCCAAAAAUCUUGCGCUAUCUCCUUUUUGACUCUUCUCUUCUGUCUCCAUAGUACAACAUCAAAUUUACCAAAAAGUAAAAUAGGAAUGCCUUUUCUGUUUACUGUUGGUAACUAAUUAGGUAGUCCGGUUGGAAUCUGCUGCGUUUCGUCCUUCUCUGACUGUGUUUCUCUUCCCCCUACCGAUAUCCGAUAUCCUCGUUUGGAAGUAAAGCUGAAGCUGCGCAUUGAAAGGGGACAUCUCCGACGCAGGAAAUCGGGGUAGAGGGGGGUAUAGUUGUUCUUCAAGAUCUUCAGCUUCAGAGAAGCGAAACAGAGAUCAAGAAGAUAUGAUGGAAUGAAGUCCAAGUGGAAGAACAAUAAAACCCUGAAGAGAGAUGGCUAGGGGAGAAGGCAGAGUGAAGUGGUGUUCUUACAAGCGAACCACUGUUGUCAUCUGCUCCAUCAACAUCGUGGCUGCUCUUUACAUUCUCCACUCUCUCUACACUUCUCUCUAUAUCUACUCCAAUAAUGCCGAUUCCAACGCUGGUAAAUUUACUGAAGAUCAGAUAAAGAGAAUGGAGGAUUCGAUUCGGGUUCGGAAGGCAUCAGAACCCACAGAACUUGUCAGAUUGGUGAAGGAAAUUAAAGGAGAUUUUUCCAGAGGAAACAGUCCACCAGAAUUGUCUCGGCUUGUGAAGCAGAUAGUAACUAAAGAGAUUCUACAGAAGUUGAAAGGGCUGAAUGCUAAUGCAAAUGUGAGUGAACAGAGAGAAGCAGUGGAGAGCUGGCGCCAGGAAAAACUACGAGAGGUCAAACAAUUAACACUUGGACAGACAACCUUGAAUUCAACCAUUCCAGCCGAAGAAGCAAAGAAGCUUUUAAUAGCCUUGGAGUCUGAUUGGAUUGUGCUACUUGAAGAAAUUGGCCUUUGGAUGCCAGCUGAAAUCGUCCAGAAGGAACAUUAUGAUAAAUCUGAGAGGGAGCUUGAACUUGAGGAUCAAAUUAUACCUGGCCGGCCAAUUCCACCGGAAUGCAAUGCCGAGAUUCAUACGGAUUAUGAUGGGACUGCUGUCAGAUGGGGUCUUACCCACCCUAAGGAAAGUGCUGCUGACUGUUGUCAGGCCUGCUUGGAUCAGGCUAAACAUGCGAAGCUGGGUGAAUUGAAAUGCAAUAUAUGGGUUUAUUGCCCUUCUGAGACAGGGUGCUAUUCGCCAGAUAUUUAUGAACACAAGCAUCAGGAGUGCUGGCUGAAACAUGCAGAGAAGCCUCGAUUGAACUUCAAAGACAAGUACUCAGAAUCUUAUAGGGAUUCCCACCCAACUGCACCAGUAAUUGUUCCUUGGAUAUCUGGUGUUGCUAGCACAUGACAAGGGUUUGCACCAGGAGGUUGGCUCACUGGGUAGAAAAAAAUCCUGCUGUCAUGUAAACUACAAUACCAACACCCUGGGUCCAGCUCUGAAAAGGAACAGCUGGUCUGCCAUUGCUGGAGAGGGGGGGGGUUAAUUUUCUAGUCUUAAGUUCUUGUUUAUUUAUUUUACAGUCAUUUUUGUAUGAUGUAACAUAGGUUCUGAUCUGGGUGCCAAGACUUUCAAAGUUCAGUCUCACAGCACUUGGGGAGUAUUGAUUAGUGAAAUCUAUUAAAAGCUCAUUGAUGGGUGCAACCAGUGAUUACGGAUUCAUUGUAAUGUGGAUAUUAUGAUUUAUUGGGAUUUUUCCAUUUCUCUCGUAAGGCAACAUCUUGGCUUUUAGGACUGAACCUCUAAAUUCUGUGUGAAAAUCUCUCCAAACAGAUCAGUACCAUUGUAUUUUAUUUGAUUUUUUCUGUAUCCGCUUGAACACAAAAGCUCCAAACAAGUGCAGUGUAUACGGGUUACUUUUGAAGGAACUUGUGAGGAAGCUGACCUGUUCUGAAACUUACUGAAAACCUGAAUAUGGACAUGUAUCAGAUGGUUACAAAUUACAUGGGUUUAUGUUUGGAGGUCUGUUAUUAUUA
Messenger RNA from Macadamia integrifolia, 2165 nucleotides. RefSeq lists its product as uncharacterized. The transcript has 7 exons. The coding region runs from base 568 to 1539 and encodes 323 amino acids. The record is from RefSeq and is a predicted model, not a curated record. NCBI's taxonomy places the organism in Eukaryota, Viridiplantae, Streptophyta, Magnoliopsida, Proteales, Proteaceae.